CGCCGAGCAUCGCACACCUCGCACAGGGUUGAUUUCAGACGACGCGUGGUCUGUACUUGCUUACGGAUCUGCACCGGCUUUCGAGAAAAGCAAAAACUUCACUCAUCACCAUGGCCGUCAAUCUGGUCAGCUUGACCUGUUUGCUGCUAGCAACAAUAGCAGUUUCGCAAGUUGCUGGUUUUCCGCAGACCUCGAGCAACACCGGACGUCUCUUUUUCCGCGGCCAGGAGGUGCCUACGCUGCAGGGUGACGAUCCUCUAGAAUUGGAGCUGCACAGGCUUCGAGAGCAACCCGAUGUUGAAACGGAGCCGCGGCAGGAAGAAAGGGCUAGAGCCGAGGCGCAAAAAUCGCUUUAUGAAGGUUCAAACGGCGGCGUCGCCCUCGAGGAACAGUUGGCGCGACUUGGCGAGAAAAACUCGCGAGUCGUGAACGAGCCCCAAAACUCCGAGGAAGAGCAAGAAGAUGGAGAGGCUGGAGUGGAGGAGGACGCGAGUGAAGCCACCGAAUCCAGUUCUGCAGAGGAAGAAGAGGACGAGGAGGGCGAUGGGGAUUACGACGAUGAGGAUUCCGGCAGCCUACCUUCGACGGUGCGUCCCUUGGAGUCGCCCACCCCAUCUCAAAGGGCCCAGCCCUGGGUAGCAGCACGCACGGUGCAACUCGGCAGCAACGAAAAGGGAAACAAUUACAGUCGGCAACCAGCGAAACAAAACGACGCUCCCCAGAAUGAUGAUGACGGUGAUGAGUCUGGCGAGCGCCUUUUCAAAAUGAUGGUCGACCUGGCAGAGCACCCGGCGCAGUGGCAGAAAGUUCACCAGGAGCUGCAGCAACUCGAUAAGGAACUUGUGGCUUCUCGAAAGUUGGCGGCGACUGCCAACUCCUCGUCAUCCACCCCCGUAAAGUUGAGAGAAGGGGUGGUCGCUUUGCGUCACCCCAAUUUGCGACUUGUGCCUCGCAUCCCUGACACCCUUCUGCUGGAGAACGAGAUGGACAAGGCGCGAGAGCGGUAUUUGCAGUCGCUACAGAAGUUGAUAAAAACGACGGCCCGACCGACAACGACCACAACCACCGCGGCACCUUCCACCCCUGCCAAGAGUGGCCAAGCGGAGCACCAUGGCGGAAAGCACACACCUCAGUUUGCUUAUCACCGAGUCACCUCAAGUCCUUACAAUGAACAAGGGACAAGCUCCUCACAAGUUCAUCACUCGCAUGCGUUUGUGGCAGUAUCUGACGUGACCCCUCCAAAAUUGAGAGGAAAAAAUCUUAAGGAAGUGGAGCCUCAAAAGGUUGCUUCCCAAUUUGCGAUUGAUGCGACAGAAAACGCGAGUGGAGUGAAAGCGAGACUGCCACUGCACAGGGUCUCCUCGUCCGCCAGUGCCCCUGCCAGCACCGGCUCAUUGGACGAGCCUGACACCCCUGUGCCUGUGAACAUUUCUGUUGACGACGAGGAGCUGGAAAUCGAGCAGCUGCUCCUCUCCCUGCGAACGCCACCCAUUAAGGGCCAAUGGAACCAUCAGAGAAACAAGGACUGGGUCAGAGAAAAACUGAUGCUCCUUGAAAGGCUUCACUCACACCUCAGGCAAAAGUGGCAAAUUGACGACGGCGUCGAGAGACCGGCGUCUGACGAGGCGAUGCCACCAAAAAAUCACCCCCUAAGUGCCCACAGCCAGCACCACUCUCAGUCGCCUUUGAAGCGCCAGUGAUUGUCUUCACUCAGCCUGAUCACCAGAGAGGACCAAUAGACUUGAGGAUAACGGACGCUAGUUGGCAAAUCGCGGGGGUGAAUUUUCAAAAUGCUCUUUUGCCACAUGAAUUGAAAAAAAUUACAAUAACGAUUUAGGAUUUGAAAAAUAUAUUCCCAUUUCGAAUUUAGACAGUGAAAUUUUAUACAUAAAAUAUAAAUAAAUAUAUAUUUUGCGAAAUGAAGUGGAAGGAAAUCAACUUAGCUAACAGUUAGACAUGCUGCCAGAAUAAAAACUACUUAAAAUCGAUGUGAGCCUAUUUGUAAAUAAUUCAAAUCUAAGUGUUUCAAACCGAAUUAAACUGUACCGAGAACGCUCACCACUGUAAACUGAGAAUUAAUAAAACUGUUGAAUUUAUUGUUGAUCAAGAAAAAUUAACAUGUAGAGGCCUCAACCUGAUGUUGGCAUUGAAUAGCGCAGUGUCUUUGUGAAAAUAAAAAUGCUACUUGACGCCCCCAUCAAAUUAAACCAAAGGAGAUUAAAGUUAUCAUAUAGCAUUUUUAACAUUUGGUGUUCCAUGUAUCAUUUAAUAAAUGACGGCUAUAUUGUUAACAA
Messenger RNA from Neocloeon triangulifer, 2294 nucleotides. RefSeq lists its product as uncharacterized. The record is from RefSeq and is a predicted model, not a curated record. The transcript is spliced from 10 exons. Bases 111 to 1700 code for a protein of 529 amino acids. Lineage: Eukaryota; Metazoa; Arthropoda; Insecta; Ephemeroptera; Baetidae.